UCCAGCUGCUUGGAAGCUCUAGCAUAACAAGCUUUUCCUGUGGUGAGCUGUGGGACGUGCAGCUAGGGCACAUUUCAGGAUUGCCUUCAGAAACACUGCUCAGUAGCAGCAGUCCCCGUGCUGAAAAGAUUUGGAAUCGUUUUAAAUCACCAGUCUAUCAGCUGCCUGCUGUGAACAUAACUUGAUCAGUCACUACUAGGAAGAUGUAACUAUGACAAAGUACUCUUGGAUUUGAACACUCCAAAUGCCGAAAUGAUUUGGCAACUAACAUCUCAUUGGUCAGCCCUGCUCACACCCCUGAUUUUUGGUCUGCUUCUGCAAGCACCAUGCACACAGCCUUCCACCAUCACACAGCCAAACUUUGUCCUGCUGCUGGCUGAUGAUCUUGGCAUAGGGGAUGUAGGUUGCUAUGGGAAUGAUACCAUCAGGACCCCGAACAUUGAUCGCCUGGCAAAGGAAGGAGUGAAGCUGACCCAACACAUCGCUGCAGCUCCACUUUGCACCCCCAGCAGAGCAGCUUUCCUCACUGGCAGAUAUCCCCUCCGAUCAGGGAUGGAUGCUACAAACGAUUACCGUGUUAUAUUUUGGAAUGCUGGCUCAGGAGGGCUUCCUCCAAACGAAACCACUUUUGCCAAAAUACUGCAGCACCAAGGCUACAGCACAGGACUGAUAGGGAAGUGGCAUCAAGGUGUUAACUGUGAAUCCCGCAAUGACCAUUGCCAUCACCCUUUAAAACAUGGAUUUGACUAUUUCUAUGGGAUGCCUUUUACACUAAUAAGUGACUGUGAGCCAACAGAGACACCAGAGAUGGACAGAGCCUUUAGAAGGAAACUCUGGCUUUCCACUCAAGUGGUUGGUCUCAUUACACUCACUGCUGUCCUUGGAAGACUGACAGGCUUGAUUUCAGUCCAUUGGAAAACACUGACCUGCCUUGCUGGGUUUAGUCUCCUGUUCUUCAUAUCCUGGUUCUCAAGUUAUGGAUUUGUACGGUACUGGAACUGCAUUAUGAUGAGAAACCAUGGAAUUACUGAACAGCCAAUGGUGAUGAACAGAACUACAUCCCUUAUCUUGAGAGAAUCCAUUUCAUUUAUUGAAAGAAAUAAACACAAGCCAUUCCUCCUCUUUCUUUCCUUUUUGCAUUCCCACACCCCUCUCCUCACCACAGAGAAGUUUCUUGGGAGGAGCAGGCAUGGUUUAUAUGGAGACAAUGUUGAGGAGAUGGACUGGAUGGUGGGCCAGGUUCUAGAUGCUAUUGACAAGGAAGGCUUGAAAGAUACUACACUGGUUUACUUUGCCUCUGACCAUGGUGGAUGGCUGGAAAGACAAGAAGGUGAAAGGCAGCUGGGUGGCUGGAAUGGGAUAUACAAAGGUGGAAAAGCUAUGGGAGGCUGGGAAGGAGGAAUCCGUGUCCCAGGGAUAUUUAGAUGGCCAGGAGUGUUACCUGCAGGCACAGUUAUUGAUGAACCUACAAGCCUUAUGGAUAUUUAUCCUACGGUAGUUCAUUUGGCUGGAGGGACAGUGCCUCAGGACAGGGUGAUCGACGGCCGGGACCUGCUGCCUUUGCUGCGGGGAGCGGCGGCGCGCUCGGAGCACGAGUUCCUGUUCCAUUACUGCGGCGUUCACUUACACGCCGUGCGCUGGCACCAGAAGGACACUGGAGCUGUUUGGAAGGCUCAUUAUGUGACUCCCAUCUUCCGUCCUCCCGGAGCUGGAGCUUGCUAUGACAGAGGAUUUUGCCCGUGUUUUGGGGAAGGAGUGACCCAUCAUGAGCCCCCACUGCUGUUUGAGCUCUCACAAGACCCUUCUGAAGCCAAACCUCUCUCUGCUGACACAGAGCCCCUCUUUGACACUGUCAUAAGGAAGAUUGGCAGAGCCAUCGAGGAGCAUCGCAGGACGCUGACUCCAGUGCCAGAGCAGCUCUCUGUGGCCAAUGUGGUGUGGAAGCCGUGGCUGCAGCCAUGCUGUGGAACAUUCCCAUUCUGUUGGUGUGAUAAGGAGGAUGAUAAUAAACUUGUUGACCUAUAAAGGAUAGAACCAGAUAUUUUCUCAAAAAUGUAUUUAGAUUAAGAGUGUUUCCUUUGGGGGUGUUGACCCAUGGGUCAUUUGUUUCUCUAAACUGAGCCUUUAUAAAAUAAUUGUUCCAGUGAAUGGCACAGUAUUUAAUAAAGGUAGCUUUAAGCUGGACACUCUCAGGGAGGUAUUAAGAUGGAUGAUAUGAAGACCAUGUUUUAACUGGCAUCUGUUGACAAGUGAAUGAAUAGUUCAAAUGCACUGAAGGAAGCCAAGAUUAGAGCUGCACAAGUAAUGAUUCUGAAUGUAUAAUUGGAAGCUUUCCUUUGGGUUCUUGUGCUCAAUUUCUAAGUGAUUCCUGGACUGAGGUCUCCUUUAACUUUGUUUUCCUUAUCUCCCUUUUCUUAUCCUGGCAAUGCAUUUUGUUAUCCUUAUCUCUCCUUUUGUUAUCCUCGCAAUGCAUAAGGUGACCUUAUAAUAAAUUUUUGCAGACCGUUGCUUCCAAAAUAAUUAUAAAGUAGUCUUGCCUGCAGUUCCUCAAAAAGUCUUUCUUAGGAGAGGCUUUUUUCUUCCCUUGUAGCUAGUGACUCCAGCAGAAGUGAUGGCAGUUGAUUGGCCUGGGCAAGGCAUAGAGCUUGGAAACGUGACAAGCUGGGCAGUGGCUGUCUGCUCUGUCUGAGAAGGGUGGGACUCCUCUGGUUGGAGUCAAGCUAUUUUGAUGAAGAAAUAAACAAAAAGAUUAUCUUUUUCCAAGCCCUUAUGCCUCCAGCUCCCUAAACAGCACUGGCAAGGGCCUUUUGACAUUGAUGGCCACAGUAGUGUCACACUGAUAACCAGUUCAGUCAUUUGGGCACAGGACGGCACAAAUUACCCUGCAGCCCAGAUCUCAGUCAUAGAUGUUUCCUUCUGACAGUGUUCACAUAUGACCCUUUGAAAGAUGCUGAACAAUAAUUAUGAAAACAAGCAAUAAUUUGCUAUGAAAAAAAAGAAAUGGAGAAUUAAGGUAUUUUUUGCUUCACAAGUUACAUUUUCACUCCACCAAAGAGUUAGAAUUACUUAGCUUAAAAUCUCUUUGCUUUUGUGCUUUGUUUGCUGCAGUUCUUUCCUUCUUUGUAUUAAAAUAGAUGUUCUUAAUUAA
Messenger RNA from Sturnus vulgaris (Common starling), 3148 nucleotides. Its product is annotated as arylsulfatase D-like. The record is from RefSeq and is a predicted model, not a curated record. Gene Ontology annotation, molecular function: arylsulfatase activity. NCBI's taxonomy places the organism in Eukaryota, Metazoa, Chordata, Aves, Passeriformes, Sturnidae.